AGUCUGGGCAAAUCUCUCAGACAUGCCAGGGGCCGCGAGGCCCAGCGAAGGAGGCAGAACAGGUUUUCUAACAGCGACGUCAACGUGCCAGGCGUCAAGUGGGUGGAAGUCUUGUACCGAGGGGACACUGUGUGUGACAACGAGUGGGACAGCAGCGACACCAAUGUGGUGUGCAGGCAUUUGGGCUGUAGUUGGAUCAUGUUCCCUGAAGGUGUGGGGUUCGGUCAGGGCUCUGGGCUGAUUGUCCUGGACGACGUGAGCUGCUCAGGGCGUGAGUCCCUGCUGUGGAGCUGCCCAUACAGAGACUCGAAGUCACACUACCGUAACCACGAUGAGGCUGGUAUCAUAUGCUCAGCUCAGCCAGAGCCCACCAGGAUGAAGCGGGAGCCGCCGAGCUGCACUAGUGGGGACAGUGUUGGCCUGGCUGGAGCUGUGGGCUGCACCCUGACUGUGCUCCGUGUGGGCAUCGUGGCCGUGAGGCGGGCCCCUGGGUCUGGGUCAGGCCUCCGAUCUGUGUGUCUUAGACAGACAGGCAGUGUUGUCCUUGUGCCCCCUAUACACAUCGGGUCAGAAUCACCUUUGUCCCUGAGGCUGGUGAACGGAGGUGACCGGUGUCAGGGCCGGGUGGAGGUCCUGUACCGAGGCUCCUGGGGCACCGUGUGUGACGACGACUGGGACACCAACGACGCACGUGGUUGGGUGUGCAGGCCGCUGGGCUGUGGCUGGGCCAGGUCGGCCCCAGGAAGUGCGCGGUUUGGUCAGGGCUCAGGGCCGAUUGUCCUGGACGACGUGCGCUGCUCAGGACAGGAGUCCUACCUGUGGAGCUGCCCGCACAGAGGCUGGAACUCACACAACUGUCACCACGGGGAGGACGCCGGCGUCAUCUGCUCAGACAUCGGGUCAGAAUCACCUUUGUCCCUGAGGCUGGUGAACGGAGGUGACCGGUGUCAGGGCCGGGUGGAGGUCCUGUACCGAGGCUCCUGGGGCACCGUGUGUGACGACGACUGGGACACCAACGACGCCAACGUGGUGUGCAGGCAGCUGGGCUGUGGCUGGGCCAGGUCGGCCCCAGGAAGUGCGCGGUUUGGUCAGGGCUCAGGGCCGAUUGUCCUGGACGACGUGCGCUGCUCAGGACAGGAGUCCUACCUGUGGAGCUGCCCGCACAGAGGCUGGAACUCACACAACUGUCACCACGGGGCGGACGCCGGCAUCUUCUGCUCAGCUUUUAUUUCUUGGAGUACAACCAGCCCUGACGCCAUCGCCCCGCCCGUUUCCCUUCCUGUAUCUUCAGAAGGAAGUGAAAGCUGGCCGCAAUUACAACUAGUGAGUGGGUCAGGCAGAUGCUCUGGACGUGUGGAAGUGUUCUACCGUGGCCAGUGGGGCAAGGUUUGUGAUGACCACUGGGACAUGAAUGACGCCGAGGUGGUAUGCAGGCAGCUGAACUGUGGGCAGGCCCUCGCAGCCCCUGGUGAGGCUGAAUUUGGUGAAGGUGAAGGCAAGUUUCUGUUGAAUGAUGUGGACUGUACAGGAAGAGAGAGUUUUCUGGGACAGUGUCCUCAUGCUGGCUGGUCCCUCCAUAACUGCGGUCCUGGAGAAGAAGCCGGUGUCGUCUGCUCAGGUAACGCACAUCUCAUUAUCUACCUUGUAAACAGCAUCAGAAGGUGCUCGGGACAGGUGGAGGUUCUCCACGGGGGCUCUUGGUGGGCAGUGUGUGUUGACAGCUGGGGUCUGAAGGAGGCACAUGUCGUGUGCAGCCAGCUUAGGUGCGGCCAGGUGGAGUCUGCUUCUGGCGCCCACUUCAACUUUGGGAAUGUUCUCCUGAACAACGUGCCCUGCAGUGGCGAGGAGAGCCACUUAGCCCCCUGUAUCCAUGACAUUUGGUUCACUCCUGACCGCUUCUUGGAGACUUUGCUGACCGCAGCCCCUGAGACCUGGACACCUCCACCUGCAGGAGCCCCGAUGGCUGUGAGACUGAUGAAUGGCACGGGGAGGUGCUCGGGCCGUGUGGAGGUUCUUGUCCAGGGCACAUGGGGGACCGUGUGUGAUGACCUCUGGGACCUGGCCGAAGCCACCGUCGUGUGCCACCAGCUGCAGUGUGGUCAGGCCGUGGCAGCCCCCGCAGGGGCACACUUUGGAGCAGGCUCGGGGAAGAUUGUGCUGGACGAUGUGCAGUGUGUGGGCACCGAGAGCCACCUGGGGCAGUGCAGGCACAGAGACGAGGCGGGGCACAACUGUGGGCACCUAGAGGACGCUGGGGUCAUCUGCACAGGCUCGGGGAAGAUUGUGCUGGACGAUGUGCAGUGUGUGGGCACCGAGAGCCACCUGGGGCAGUGCAGGCACAGAGACGAGGCGGGGCACAACUGUGGGCACCUGGAGGACGCUGGGGUCAUCUGCACAGCAAACACCAUCUGCAGGCAGCCGGGGUGCAGCUGGGCCACUUGCCCGCCUGAGGCCCACUUUGGUAAAGGUUCUGGAAAGAUCCUCCUGGACAGUCGCCCACUGGCUGCCAUGGCAGAGACGAUCCCUAUAGAAAAAUCUCACUGUGGCGGCAUCAUCAUCAACACAUCUGGAGCGAUUCGGAAACCCCCGCAGAGCGCGAGGCAUGAUAACAUCACCUGCGUGUGGGAAAUCAGGGCGAACGCAUCCAAUCAUGUGCUGCUGGCAUUUCCGUAUCUUGACCUGAACUGCACCAAUGAAUAUUUUGAAAUUCUGGAUGGCCCUCCAUCCUUGGCAAAGUCCCUGGGGAAGACCUGCUCUGGUUCCUACCUCAUCUACGAGUCCUCCUCCAGCUCGAUGACCGUCAAGUACUUCCGAAGCUUCAACAACACCGGGAAAAACUUCAUCGCUUAUUAUUAUUCCGCAGCCAAAGGGGACUGGCCAGAGCUGAGGCUGGUGGGCGGCUCCGGCCGGUGCUCAGGACGCGUGGAGGUCCUCCACCAGGGCACAUGGGGCACCGUGUGUGACGACCUGUGGGACCUGAACGAAGCCGAGGUCGUGUGCCGACAGCUGGGGUGUGGCCGGGCCGUGUCCGCCCUUGGGAAGGCCCACUUUGGCCCGGGCUCUGGAGAAAUCCUCCUUGACAACCUGCAGUGCGCCGGGGUGGAGCGCUACCUGGGCCAGUGCGCCCACUCAGGCUGGGCGGAGCACAAUUGCGGCCACCACGAGGAUGCUGGUGUCACCUGCUCAGGUAGGACUCACACUCCAUCUCCGUCUACAGGAGACUGGCCAGAGCUGAGGCUGGUGGGCGGCUCCGGUCGGUGCUCAGGACGCGUGGAGGUCCUCCACCAGGGCACGUGGGGCACCGUGUGUGACGACCUGUGGGACCUGAACGAAGCCGAGGUUGUGUGCCGACAGCUGGGGUGUGGCCGGGCCGUGUCCGCCCUUGGAAAGGCCCACUUUGGCCCGGGCUCUGGAGAAAUCCUCCUUGACAACCUACAGUGCGCCGGGGUGGAGAGCUACCUGGGCCAGUGCGCCCACUCAGGCUGGGCGGAGCACAACUGUGGCCACCACGAGGAUGCCAGUGUCAUCUGCUCAGGUAACCUCUCCCCUCCCAGAAAGACCAUGAUCCUCUCCCCUUCACCCCCCAACCACGCCCCUGUCACCCCGCCUCCUCCACGCUUUGAAUUCACUAAAGAAAGUAACCUAUUGCCUUUCCUUAUUCAUCCAGAUGCUGAAGACCUGCCUCCUCCCACACCUCCAGACAUUAUGACAGUGGUGUUUCAAAGUGAUUCUGUGACCACCAACACUGGCUUUCACGCUCUGUUCGAUGUGAUUCCACAAGACAAAGGAGAGUCAGAAGAUGGACCGGAGCUGCGGCUGGUAGGCGGUUCCGGACGGUGCUCAGGACGCCUGGAGAUCUUUCACCGGGGGGUCUGGGGCACCGUGUGCGACGACCUGUGGGACCUGAACGAAGCCAAGGUCGUGUGCCGACAGCUGGGGUGCGGGCGGGCCAUCGCCGCCCCUGGGAAUGCCCGUUUUGGCCCGGGCUCCGGAGAUAUCCUUCUGGACAACCUGCAGUGCUUGGGAAGCGAGAACCACCUCGGCCAGUGCCCUAGCUCCAGCUGGUCAGACCACAAUUGUGGCCACCAUGAGGAUGCCAGUGUCGUCUGUUCAGGUAGCCUCUCCUCCCAUGGCAGGAUCUUUCAGCCACAGCCUCCUCCCCACACCUUCCCCGUGGCUGCUGCCACACUCUAUGGGAGGGAGACUGGUGUGUCCCUGAGACUGGUGAACGGCAGCCACAGGUGUGAGGGCCGGGUGGAAGUCUUCUACAAUGGUACCUGGGGCACGGUGUGCGAUGACAACUGGGACCUGAUGGACGCCAGGGUGGUGUGCCAGCAGCUCGGCUGUGGCGAGGCCUUGUCCGCCCCAGCUCGGAGCUACUUUGACGGAGGUACUGGCCACAUCAUGCUGGAUGACGUGCGCUGUACAGGGAACGAAGCCGAGGUGUGGCAGUGCACGCACAGUGGAUGGUUCUCCCACAACUGCGGGCACCAUGAAGAUGCCAGUGCCAUCUGCUUAGCCUCCCUGCCUUACUCCACAUCCUCGGCCACCGUGAGUCACCCAACUUCAGGUCUGGGCCUGCGGCUGGUGAAUGGGUCGAGCAGGUGCGAGGGCCGAGUGGAAGUCUACCACGCCGACACCUGGGGCACGGUAUGCGACGACGGCUGGGCCAUAGAGGAUGCCCGCGUGGUCUGCAGACAGCUGGGCUGUGGCCUGGUCGUGUCUGCCCUCCCAGGGGCCAGCUUCGGCCCCGGAUCAGGCCACAUCGUCCUCGAUGACGUCAACUGCACGGGAAGCGAGUCCUCUCUAGGGCAGUGCCCUCAUGGUGGCUGGUUCACCCACAACUGUGGGCAUCAUGAGGACGCUGGCGUCAUCUGCUCAGAUCUGCCCGUGGUGAGGUUGGCCAACGGGAGGAGCGGAUGUGAGGGCCGUGUGGAGAUCCAGCACAAUGGCACCUGGGGGACCGUGUGUGACGACCUCUGGGGCCUGCCCGCUGCCCAGGUCGUGUGCCGGCAGCUGGGAUGCGGGGUGGCCCUGGAAGCUCCGAGGAACAGUCUCUUUGGUGAUGGCUCUGGCCCCAUCUUCCUGAACAACGUGUCGUGUGUUGGCAAUGAGACCAGCCUGGGGCAGUGCUACCACCUCGGCCUGUCCGUCCACAACUGUGGGCACCACAAGGAUGCUGGAGUCGUCUGCUCAGACUUGCCAGUCAUCAGGCUGGUGGACGGGAGGAGUCGCUGUGAGGGGCGCCUUGAAGUAUACCACAACGGCACGUGGGGGACGGUGUGCGACGACCUGUGGGGCAUCGGCGCUGCCCACGUGGUGUGCCGGCAGCUGGACUGUGGGGAGGGCGUCAGCGCCCUGGGGAGCAGCCACUUUGGGGCGGGUGCAGGGAGCAUCCUGCUGGACGACGUGCAGUGCCAGGGCAACGAGACCACGCUGGGCCAGUGCCAGCAUCUGGGCUUGUCCGUCCACAACUGUGGCCACCAGGAGGACGCCGGGGUCAUUUGCUCAGUUCUCUUCUACUCCACACCAUUUAUUUCUGGUCCAGGAGACAUCUCCAUGUGGCUGUUCACUGCUUCUCAAAACUUAACAAGUUUGUGCCUGUACGGCUGGCUGAUCGAGGCCUUGUUUUUUUUCAUCUACAGCUUCAAUCACAACUGCCGUGACCUCCGCACCAGAAGUUUGUGCCUGUACGGCUGGCUGAUCGAGGCCUUGUUUUUUUUCAUCUACAGCUUCAAUCACAACUGCCGUGACCUCCGCACCAGCCGCUUCGGCCCGGGCUCGGGACCCAUCCUACUGGACAACGUGCGCUGCGCGGGCACCGAGGAUGCGCUGGAGCGCUGCGCCCACUCGGGCUGGGCUCAACACAACUGCCAGCACCGGGAGGACGCGGGCGUGGUCUGUGCAGCCCAGCUCUCCUGCUUGACUCACCUGUUCCAAGUCGUCAUUGACCGAGGAUACCUCCGGAGACUGGGCUACUCCUCCUGGGAUGUCCACCUGAACGAUGAGCUCUGUCGCCCCCAGGUCACGGGGCGCUACCUGAUCUUCAGCAUUCCCUAUGGCCGCUGUGGCACUGUCCAGCAGGAAAGCCUGGGCUCCCGCAGCUACUCCAACUCCAUCAGAGGCCGAAUGUCGGGCCACCCCAGCCGGGUCAUUGUGAGACACAAGGUGCCUCAGCUGAAGCUCACCUGCAGGGCAGAUGGCCAGUCAGCCAUUGAAAUUGUUCCUGGGGCGGACGUCCCGAGGCAGGGUGCCGGCUACGAUGUGUCCAUAUCAUUCCUCGAGUUGCCUGUGGCCCAGCCCGCGGGGAGCAGGGGGCCGUACUAUGCCAGGCAGAGGAACGAAGUCUUCCUCCAGGCCACAGUCCGCAGCCCCAAUCCCAGCCUGAGGGUCUUCGUGGAUACCUGCGUGGCUUCUCCAGAUCCCCGUGAUUUUACAACUGUCAAGUACGAUUUGAUCCGGCAAGGGUGCAUCAAAGACAAUACCUAUGUCAACCUCCACUCUCACCAGAAGAACAUGGCCCAGUUCAAGUUCAAUGCCUUCAGCUUUCUCAGCAGCUACGAUGUGGUCUACCUGCAGUGUAAGGUCGCCGUGUGCAAAGUUAGGGACCACUCCUCUCGCUGCUCCCAGGGCUGUGUAGGGCGGGGUAAGAGGGACUAG
This is a messenger RNA of Pteropus alecto (black flying fox), 6660 nucleotides long. RefSeq names its product deleted in malignant brain tumors 1 (gene DMBT1). The record is from RefSeq and is a predicted model, not a curated record. Gene Ontology annotation, cellular component: membrane. NCBI's taxonomy places the organism in Eukaryota, Metazoa, Chordata, Mammalia, Chiroptera, Pteropodidae.